Molecule: messenger RNA, 384 nt
Organism: Racocetra fulgida
Lineage: Eukaryota; Fungi; Glomeromycota; Glomeromycetes; Diversisporales; Gigasporaceae
Source: the annotation of a GenBank genome assembly
AUGGUUUAUGAAAGAGGCCAAAAGUAUAAUGUUAGAUUUUUAAGUUCAACCGGUAUAGAUUUUGGUGAGUGGGAGUUUUGCACUCGGGCUAUUCCAACCAAAGCAAUCAAAGAUCGUUGUCGAUCGGCUAGAAUCAACCAAUUGAUUCUAAAUGGGUUGUUAAGUAAAGAACUAACAGAUGAGCAAGUAAAUACUAUCAAGGUUCCAUAUAUACAAAUUGCAGACACUUUUGGGCAAUUGCUAGUAGAAAAUUUAGUAAACAAUUUUUAUAUCAUUUACUCCAGACCAACUUUUGAGAUACCAACAAAAUUAACUCAUAUCAAAAAGCUAAAACCAACAAUAAAAAUCUUCAAACAUCUAACAGUAAGUAUUAAAUUUUAUUAA